Brettanomyces nanus is the source of this 4419-nucleotide messenger RNA. RefSeq lists its product as uncharacterized. The record is from RefSeq and is a predicted model, not a curated record. Gene Ontology annotation, molecular function: small GTPase binding; actin binding. Gene Ontology annotation, cellular component: cell division site; cellular bud neck; mating projection tip. The transcript has a single exon. The coding region runs from base 1 to 4419 and encodes 1472 amino acids. Lineage: Eukaryota; Fungi; Ascomycota; Pichiomycetes; Pichiales; Pichiaceae. Gene Ontology annotation, biological process: barbed-end actin filament capping; actin filament bundle assembly; mitotic actomyosin contractile ring assembly.
AUGAGUGAACCAGCUGAAGAGUUAAGAGUUCAUAAGAUACGUGGCACUCAUGCAGAUGGAGGCAUCGAGCUUGCAAUAUCGUCUGCACAUUCUCAGAGUCCUACAGAUUCGAGUGGAAGAAAGAAGUUUGCUUUAGGCUUGAGGAAAAUAAGUGAUAGGCUAAGGAGGAAAGUUUCCUCCUCGCAGUUGUCGUCUCCCAUUACUGUUGAUGAUAACGAUGAUAAGCACCGAUUAUCAUCAUCAUCAAGGUCAAAUUAUCCUUACGGAAUGAAGGAAAAGGUCAGUCCAUUAAUUAUUGGCUCAUCAAACGUGGUUCCUUCCUUAUGGUCAGAUUCUAAUGCUCCUGUCUUAUCCAGCAAUGUAACCAUGCUUGGAUUGGGUCUAGCCGGCCGUGGGCUUCACAAAGAAAACAAUCUAGAGUCUUUGGAUCCCCAUACCUUCAAUCGCAAUUUGACGCCUCCUGGGUCACUGGAAUCUUUGGAACAAAUGCCGAGACCAAUUACUAACAAGGCCAGUCUCCCUAGUCCUGCCGCCGGAAUGUUUAAUUUUCAGGCCAAGAGUCACACGCCAGUAUACUUUAUAAAGAAGAUUAUGAAUAACCACAUGACUAUAAGAAAUUAUAGAUCUCUCGAGAAGAUACUCAGAAAUUCCAAAGAUAACAAGGAAUGGAUUCGGCAGUUUGUGGAUAUCCAGGGGCAUAUGGCACUGGCUGUAGUUUUGCUGCAGAUCAGCCAGCGGACUAUCAAGUCAAAUGAUCAGCUUGAUAAAGAAUUUACAAUAUUGGCAGCAAUACGGAAUAUAAUGAACUUUCAGGAGAAGGAAGAUGGUCGUAUUCAUCUGUCAGAAGUUAAUAAAUAUGUGGUACCCAGUUUGAUGUCUCCCAGAAUUAUCACAAGAAAUACUGCUACUGGAAUGCUUGCCUUAUCUGUGGCAUAUGAGAAGAAGCAGGCCACGGAAAGCAUAAUUAAGGGAUUAUUAAGCGCUACAGAGAGUUUGGAGAUGGAUUCUACCAGUGAUCUAUACAGUAGUACUUCCUCUGUACAACAGGAGAAUCCAUUUAAGGAUUGGAUGUCAUCAGCGGAGGAACUCGUUGCGGAUUUCGAAUCUGAAAAUCCUCAUUUGGUCUUCUCUGACCAGGAUUUCGUUAAGGGAAGACUCACUCCGCAAUCCAUUAUUAAGGAAUAUGCCCUUCUCACCAUUUUUUUACUCUCAUCCUUGGUUUCUACCUAUUCAGAUGCUCUCCUGCGUGUCACUGUUCGGCAAAAACUUGAAGAUGCUGGAUUAAUACGCCUCUUUGACUUUGCAAAAUCUUUGCGCUCCGAAGCAAUCAAUGAUUUAGUUGGAAACUACCUUUCAUACAGGAAUUAUGAUAUUGAUGAUACAAGUUCUUUCAAGGAAAAACCGGAAGAGGAAGUGACUGAGAAUGAAGAUAGAAACCGAAAAGAUGAUGAUUUAGGUAACCACGAUUCAUUGGAAAAAUUGGGUUUAAAUGACGAGGAUUUAGAAGUCAGUUAUCCUAGCUCGAAUGAUCCUUUGGUAGCACCUUUCAUUACCAGCAUGUUAAAAAACCUUGCAUAUCUCACACAUCUCACUGACAAAAAAGAGCGUUUGAAGUACUUUAGAGUGAUUGAUAACCUUGUGGAAAAUGUCGUUCAUAUUAACAAUAUUAGCGAUCAGAAUAUUCUUUUCUCAACGCAACUUCUUUUGGAUAGACUAAAUACCGAUGACACGGCUCGUAUGGCUGUAUCAGAGGCUCGUGAAUCUGCGCGGCUUCUUAGAGAGUAUGGACAGCGAAUUCAUCAGCUUGAAGAUGAACUAAAAUCUGCCUCAAGCUUAUCUGGAACUUCGAAGUUUGACCAUUCAAAUGAUACUUCAUCUCUCAACAAAAUAUCGGAGGGAGUUGAACAAAGGAGACUUUCAUCCGCUGCUACAACCGGUAGUAGAAGUAACCCUGAAUUACAGAAUGGAUAUCAUAGGAUUUCACAAACCGGUGAUGAUCCUAUGAUAUCCAACAAUUUCUCUGCCUCCAAAUUCUUUGAGCCUUACGAUCACUAUCAAAUGAAUAUUCUUGAUAAUUCUCCAAAGUCGGAUUCAUCGAGCGAUAUGAAAGUGGAAGAUUCAAUCAAUAAUCUGUGUUCAAAAGAAGCUGCUUAUCGUACUGCUAGAAGUUUCGUUUCUGUGGCUUCUACGACUCCUCAAGCUCCACCAUUGCCGGCCUUUCUCAAACAGACAAACAAGGAGACAGCAAUACCUUCUGUUUCAUCUAGUUCCGUACCAAGUCCACCGGUGCCACCACCACCACCCUCGUUUUUGACUUCCAUGUCUAAGAAAAUUGAUAAUUCCCCGCUUCCCCCACCACUACCCGAGUUCCUUUCUAAAUCUCAAGGACGAUCACAACCCACUCUUUUGACACCUCCUUUGGCACCACCACUUCCUCCUCAUAAUGCCAAAAAGGCUAAAUUGGUUUCACAGGUUUCUACUUUGAGUGACGAGAUAGAGAAUGUUACAUCCCAGAAGGUUAGUAAGGUAUUAGCUAUGAGACGUCCAACCUCGAAGAUGAAGCAUCUCCACUUGGAUAAAGUUCAGGACAUAUCCCCUACCUUUUGGUCGAAAGCCGAUGACGAAAAGAUCAUAUCGUUAUUGGACAAGACAGGUGUGUUGUCUGACGUGGAAGCAACAUUUAAGGCUCUUGACACGCCCAUAAGGGUCUAUCGAGCAAAGGUUAAGGAUGACUCUUCCACCAAGAUGUCAUUUCUUCCGAGGGAGCUUCAGCAGCAAUUUGGAAUUAAUCUACAUCAGUAUUCAAAUCUUUCGGAGAUUCGAUUUGUGUCGAAAGUUCUGUCUUGUGAUAAGUCUUUGUUAGAUAAUACUACUGUCAUUGAAUUCUUCAACUGGGAUGGAUUGAUGAAUAUUGGGUCUUCAAUUAUGAAUAAGUUUGUUCCGUAUUCCACAAAUGUUCGAAUGAAGGAGUUGAAGCCGAAAAGUGAUCCAAAUGAUCUUGAUCGAUUCGAUCGUAUAUACCUUGAGCUCUGCAUUAAUUUAAAGAAUUACUGGCCUGCUCGUUCGAAGGCAUUGCUAUUAUCUUCGACUUAUGAAAGAGAUUAUCAUGACAUGUUGAAAAAGUUGAAUCUGAUUGACCGUGCCGUUAGCAGCAUCAAAAACUCGGAGUCACUUCUUCAGGUUUUCAAUAUCAUCAAGAACAUUGCCAACUAUAUGAAUGAUUCCUCGAAAUUAGUGCUUGGAUUCAAGAUAUCUAGCCUUCAAAGACUUAGAUUCAUGAAGAAUUCGAAGAAUACCAUAUCCUUGUUGCAUUAUAUUGAAAAGAUUAUCCGCGUACAUUUUCCGGAUUUGACGGUAUUCGUUGAUGAAUUGAAGGAAUUGCAGAAGGUAUCUGGUGUGUCUCUUUCAACCUUAGAGGCUGAAGUCUCAGAAUAUAAGUCUACUGUUUCCAAUUGUGAUCAGUCAUUCACUACUGGAUCUCUCAGUGAUAAAUCCAAGCUUCAUUCCCAGGAUAGGAUCCUUGAGUAUAUGAAACCGAUAUUAUCAAAGGCUAAAAGAAAUGCGGAGUUAUUGAAAUCUCAUUCAGAAAGCACGGUGAAGGACUUUGACGCUUUAAUGAUGUACUUUGGUGAGAAUCCUUCGGACAAAGCCAACAAGGAAUCUUUCUUUGGUAUAUUUUCUUCUUUUACAGAGAGCUAUAAAAAGGUACAUAUUGAAAAUGUGAGAGCUGAAGAGGAGGCAAAAGCAUUUGAGGUAAGAAAGAAAAUGAUGGAAGACUUUAAGAAUAAGCGCGCUAAAGAUAAAGAGGAAACACAUGGCUCUAGCGAAAGCGCUACUGAAGCUAUUCAAGGCCUUCUAUCUCAAUUGAAGUCUAACCAUCCGUUAACUAGAAAGUAUUCGCAGUAUCGUGAUAAGAAGGUUCUGUAUCAUGAUACGGAUACGCUUACCAGUAAAGCUCAAAUGAUGCUCAAGGAUUUAGAGAAGAAUCAGGUGGCUGAAGAUGUUGCAACCAUAAAUGAUAUUUCAAAAGGAGACAUGGAAUCUGUAAGUGCGUUUGAUCCUUAUCUGAAUUCGGACGAAAAUGGAAUGAAGUCAGAGUCCUCUAUUGAUUGCUCUAGUGUGAAAUCAGCAGGAAGGCUUUCAAUUAUCACUAUGCUUAUCAACGGUCCAGCGGGUGAUGAAUUUGAUGCUUUAUCUGGAGAGGAGGACGAAAUAGAAAAAGCUAAUCAAAGUAUCGACGAUGUGAUUCAAAAUGAAGAGGAGACGAACAAGAAGGAGGAGGGAAAUCUGUUACCACUCAAAAGAAAUCAUAAUACGCUUUCUGAACCUACUAAGCCUAUUCAAGUUCAAUCAGAAGGCUCAUCGGAUUCUUUAGAUAUAGCCAUUAACCAAGUGAUAAGCCGAUUGGAAAAGUCCUAA